CAUCUUCUCCGAGCCGCAGAUGGGAAGACGGAUUCUUAGACCAGGCUUGCGAAUGCCCAGCAGCCAUCGUUUAACUGAUCCCGCAGAGCAGUUACGAUUUGUCACCCGACCCUCCCGGAUCGCCUUAUUUGUCCCUAGUGAGACCCCGGGGCUCUGGUCGUGCCGGGCUUCCCAGUAGCUGGAUGUAUGUCGUGCUCCGGGCGGCGCGGGCGCAGGGCACGCGUUCGCGCACACCCGCGUACACACGAAAACGCACAAGAGCUGAACUGAGCUGGGUUUCCAUUUCAAAAAAGGAGACAGCCUCUGCUGGGAUUGUAGAAGAUACCGCGGUGUGAAUUAGGGACUGGGAGGCGUCGAGCAGCGGAACGGUCCAUUUAAGAGACUAAUUUUCUGGAGUUUCUGCCCCUGCUCUGCGUCAGCCCUCACGUCACUUCGCCAGCAGUAGCAGAGGCGGCGGCGGCGGCGGCGGCUCCCGGAAUUGGGUUGGAGCAGGAGCCUCGUUCGCUCCUUCGCUCGCGCUCUCCGCGCUCAGUGCCCAGCGGCAGGAGGAGCCUGGACCCAGGCGCCGCCGGCGGGGCGGUAGGCGCCGGAGCCUGGCCCCGAGGUGCGUCCGGGAUCUCAGUGCACGUCUAGCAAGGAGCCUGCUCCCCAGAGAGUACCGGGAGCGCCGCCGGCCGGUGCCCGGCGCGCCGGGCCAUGCUGCGGCGCCCGCGGCGGAGCUGCGAGCGCCAGUAGCGCCCCCCUGUGAAGCAGCCGGAGAUGCCCCGGGCACUGUGAACGGUGCUGCCCUUCAGGGCAUACUCAGCCCGGGACACUCUCGACUCUGCGGGCCCGCGACCAACAUCGAGUAGAGAGAGCGGCGAGCGCGGCAAAGACCGCCCAGCACCGGCAGAGGAGACCGGCCGGUGCAGCACAGGGACACCUACUCGGUUUGACUCCAGCUGGCACUGGCGGCUCGGGAUGUCGACCUGGACAAGGUGGCAUGGACCCGCAAUGGCCCGGCUCUGGGGCUUCUGCUGGCUGGUUGUGGGCUACUGGAGGGCCGCUCUCGCCUGUCCCACGUCCUGCCGAUGCAGCACUUCUAGGAUCUGGUGCAGCGACCCUACUCCUGGCAUUGUGGCAUUUCCGAGAUUGGAGCCUAACAGUGCAGACCCCGAGAACAUCACCGAAAUUUACAUUGCAAAUCAGAAAAGGUUAGAAAUCAUCAACGAAGAUGAUGUUGAAGCUUAUGCGGGACUGAAAAAUCUGACAAUUGUGGAUUCCGGAUUAAAAUUUGUGGCUCAUAAAGCAUUUCUGAAAAACGGCAACUUACAGCACAUCAAUUUUACCCGAAAUAAACUGACAAGUUUGUCUAGGAAACAUUUUCGUCACCUUGACUUGUCUGAGCUGAUCUUGGUGGGCAAUCCAUUCAUGUGCUCCUGUGAUAUUAUGUGGAUCAAGACUUUUCAGGAGACUAAAUCCAGUCCAGAAACUCAGGAUCUGUACUGCCUAAAUGAAAGCAGCAAGAAUAUCCCCCUGGCAAACCUGCAGAUACCCAAUUGUGGUUUGCCUUCAGCAAAUUUGGCUGCACCUAACCUCACUGUGGAGGAAGGAAAGUCUAUCACGUUAUCUUGUACUGUUGCGGGCGAUCCAGUUCCGAAUUUGUACUGGGAUGUCGGUAAUCUGGUUUCCAAACAUAUGAAUGAAACAAGCCACACACAGGGCUCCUUAAGGAUAACUAACAUUUCAUCUGAUGACAGUGGAAAGCAAAUCUCUUGUGUGGCAGAAAAUCUUGUAGGAGAAGAUCAAGAUUCUGUGAACCUCACUGUGCAUUUUGCUCCAACUAUCACAUUUCUCGAAUCUCCAACCUCAGACCACCACUGGUGCAUUCCAUUCACUGUGAAAGGCAACCCCAAACCAGCGCUUCAGUGGUUCUAUAACGGGGCAAUACUGAAUGAGUCCAAAUACAUCUGUACUAAAAUCCAUGUUACAAAUCACACGGAGUACCAUGGCUGCCUCCAGCUGGAUAAUCCCACUCACAUGAACAAUGGGGACUACAAGCUAGUAGCCAAGAACGAGUAUGGGAAAGAUGAGAAGCAGAUUUCUGCUCACUUCAUGGGCUGGCCUGGAAUUGAUGGUGGUGCAGACCCAAAUUAUCCUGAGGUAAUUUAUGAAGAUUAUGGGACUGCAGCAAAUGACAUCGGGGACACCACGAACAGAAGUAAUGAAAUUCCUUCCACAGAUGUUGCAGACAAAAGCGGUCGGGAGCAUCUCUCGGUCUAUGCUGUGGUGGUGAUCGCGUCUGUAGUGGGAUUUUGUCUGCUGGUAAUGCUGUUCCUGCUGAAGUUGGCAAGACACUCCAAGUUUGGCAUGAAAGAUUUCUCAUGGUUUGGAUUUGGGAAAGUAAAAUCAAGACAAGGUGUUGGCCCAGCUUCAGUUAUCAGCAACGAUGAUGACUCUGCCAGUCCACUUCACCACAUCUCCAAUGGGAGUAACACCCCAUCAUCUUCAGAAGGCGGCCCUGAUGCCGUCAUUAUUGGAAUGACCAAGAUCCCUGUCAUUGAAAAUCCCCAGUACUUUGGCAUCACCAACAGUCAGCUAAAGCCAGACACAUUUGUUCAGCACAUCAAGCGACAUAACAUUGUUCUGAAAAGGGAGCUAGGCGAAGGAGCCUUUGGAAAAGUUUUCCUAGCUGAAUGCUAUAACCUCUGUCCUGAACAGGACAAGAUCUUGGUGGCAGUGAAGACGCUGAAGGAUGCUAGUGACAACGCUCGCAAGGACUUCCACCGUGAGGCCGAGCUGCUGACCAACCUCCAGCAUGAGCACAUUGUCAAGUUCUACGGUGUCUGUGUGGAGGGUGACCCGCUCAUCAUGGUCUUCGAGUACAUGAAGCACGGGGACCUCAACAAGUUCCUCAGGGCACACGGACCUGACGCUGUGCUGAUGGCUGAAGGCAACCCGCCGACGGAGCUGACGCAGUCGCAGAUGCUACACAUCGCCCAGCAAAUCGCAGCGGGCAUGGUCUACCUGGCGUCUCAGCACUUCGUGCACCGAGACCUGGCCACCCGGAACUGCCUGGUCGGCGAGAACCUCCUGGUGAAAAUCGGGGACUUUGGCAUGUCCCGGGACGUGUACAGCACUGACUACUACAGGGUUGGGGGCCACACGAUGCUGCCCAUUCGCUGGAUGCCUCCGGAGAGCAUCAUGUACAGGAAGUUCACCACAGAAAGUGACGUUUGGAGCUUGGGGGUCGUGUUGUGGGAAAUCUUCACAUAUGGAAAACAGCCCUGGUACCAGCUGUCCAACAAUGAGGUGAUAGAGUGCAUCACUCAGGGCCGAGUCUUGCAGCGACCUCGAACAUGCCCCCAGGAAGUCUACGAGUUGAUGCUGGGGUGCUGGCAGCGAGAGCCCCACAUGAGGAAGAACAUCAAGGGCAUCUACACCCUCCUUCAGAACUUGGCCAAGGCAUCUCCGGUCUAUCUGGAUAUUCUAGGCUAGGGCCCUUUCCCGCAGACCAAUCCUACCCAAAGCACCUCCUCAGAUGGGCCAAGAGGGUGAACGUCUUUUAACUGCUGCUGGAUACCAUCAAUCUGCUGUUCUCUACUCUGACAGUAUUAACAACAAAGACACCAAGAAGCUUUCAGAGGGAAGCAAUGUGUACUUCUCCAUCCGUAGACACAGUAUGGACUUCUUUUUGGCAUUAUCUCUUUCUCUCUUUCCAUCUCCCCUGGUUCGUUCUCUAGUUUUUGUUCUGUUUUUUAUUUGUUCCUUUUUUUGUCUUCCCUGCUUCACAGUUCUUACCCUUUCUUUUUAAUCGAUCUGGCUUCUGCAUUACUCUUAACUCUGCAUAGACAAAGGCCUUAACAAACCUAAUUUGUUAUAUCAGCAGACACUCCAGUUUGCCCACCACGACUAACAAUGCCUUGUUGUAUUCCUGCCUUUGAUGUGGAUGAAAAAAAGGGAAAACAAAUAUUUGACUUAAACUUUGUCACUUCUGCUGUACAGACAUCGAGAGUUUCUAUGGAUUCACUUCUAUUUAUUUAUUAUUAUUACUGUUCUUAUUGUUUUUGGAUGGCUUAAGCCUGUGUAAGAAAAAUGAAAACUUGUGUUCAAUCUGGGAAGCCCUUUAAUUUGGGAGAUUAAAACCAGAGAGAAAGAAGAUUUACUAUAAACCACAAUAUGGGAGGAACAAAGGCAACCAUUGGGAUCAGCUGGCGUCAGUCCCUGCUUAGGAAAAACCCAGCAACUGUUAGCUGGGAGGAAUGUAUUUGGCACCUUCCCUUGAGGACCGUUCUGAGGAGUAAAAAGACUGUUGAACUCUGUGGCAUGGACUUUUCAUUUCCCAUCACCAGAAACUCUAGAGUAUAGUAGAGAGAAAAAAAUGGCUUCCGUGAGACACAAGAUGGUACAUCACAUGCUCAAACAGUCUUGUCUUUGUAGGUCAUGGUAAUAGCACUGGUAUGUUCUCCAAGUGUUAUCCAAUGAUCCUUUGUCAAGUUCUGUUGAAAAUAGGUGGAUUCUUGUCCAGAGAUCAUUUCAGGGUUGGGUAGGAAAGCCAAGGACUUGGAAAAGAUAGGACAAGCUAUACAUUUGGAGGCAAGCUUCUCUUAUAUUGAACUUCUCAGAUAGCUCUACCCUCCAACCCCUACCCGCCACCCACCUGUCCUUCUAACUGUGCAAGCAAAAUUGUGCAUGGUCUUCGUCGAUUAAUAUCUUUUGUGCAGAAACUACUGCUCCAGACGUUGUGCCCCUGAUAUGUAGAACAGAUUUAUAAAAGGCAUAACUUAUAUAAUUAGGGAAAGCUAAUGGAGUUCAUUAGCCAAGUAUAAAUGUCUCUGGGCUGUAAGGUGGUGAUGGGUUUUAACAAAUAUGGACACUGAAGCCUGGAUGUCCUUAUGCACGUCAACCCCACUGUGAAACUGUGGGACUGUGGGAAAGGCAAAGUCAGUCCCUGAGGGAAGGAAACCUCAUCUCUGGGGAUAUCUUAUGCAUUGAUGUUCAGUGUACACAGGCCAAGUCCUUGCUGUGGGCUCUGGUUGGGAGAGUGGUUUCAUUCCAAGUGUACUCCACUGUCAGCGUGCUGUUUUGUUUUCUUCACUCCAUUAAAAGAAGUAAAAUUAAAAAUUAGGCACAGCAUGCCAAUGGAAAGCUAUGCCCAGACCAAGCUUUGGAGGUGUGCUUCUGGGCACAGUCACAGGUUUUGUGAAAUGAAGUUGUAAAUUUAAAUAAAAAUUUACAGUUAUUUGGAUGAUCAGGUAUACCAAGGAAGAAAAAUACUUCUGUUCCUCAAGAAAACUUGCUACCCUCUGUGAGGGGAAUUUUGCUAACUUGAUAUCUUUAUAACACAAGCCAGAUUGAAAGGGAAUAAUUUUAAUUCAUCCUAAGUCAUUUUAUUUCACAUUUGUUUCUGAAGGUGCAAUUGUUCUGUUUAGGUUUUGCUUGUGCCCUUAAUCACUGGAACACCUUAUUUUCCAUUAUAGGGUUUGAAAGCCAGUUCUCAAAAAAAAAAAUAAAAAACAAAACAAAAAUAUCAAUUAACAGAGAACAAAAGGAAAUCCAUUAGCAUCUGCAGCGAAGUGAAGUGGGCCAAGACAAAUAAGACAAACAUUACUGUCCCUUCAAGUUCUGCACUGGCCAAUGAGAAAUGGGAGUUGAGUUGAUUGUUCUCUUUGUCAGUGAAAAAAAAAAACAACCCUCCAGAAUACAUAUAAUAAUAUAAUGAAAGCCAUAUCUCCAUGAUAUAUACCUGCAUGUAUAUAUCCUAUUAAGGACCCAUGGUACUGUUAAAACACUGUGGCACUCUGUGAAGCAGUAAAAAGGGGCAGAUUUGUACAACAUUUUUCUAGAUUCCAUCAGCGAUGACCUGAAAACCUACGCAGGUUUGCCUUUCAGCGUGACUGGCUGGCUGCUCUGGGGGAAGACGCUGCAACUUACUUGUUUUACUUUAACAGAGGGCAAAGGAGUCAGUGCUUUAAAGGAUCACAUCUGAGGAGGGCUGUGAAGUUUUAGAGCAAGGAUUUGUUUAAGGCGAAUGAGAAGAUGGGAGCAUUCCAUUCCAUUCCAGUGUUGUUUUCCUCUGGAGGAAAAAAGCAAAAAAAUAAAAACAAAAGCUAACAAAAAAAAACUCUCCUUACCUUUUGACAAGUCCCUCAAGGUCUUGAAAUGAAAGGUCCUAUGCAAGUGCAAAGAUUUAUAGUUAUUUAUAUUGCUGAUUAUUAUUUUUCUUCUGUUGUCUCAAGAGUAUGUACUGAUUUCAACAAUGUCUUGCAUUGAAAGAAUACCAGAUUGCUUUUAUAGUAGUUGACUGAACCACAGAGUAUCUUCAAAUGCCCCACAUUGGUCCUCCACAAUCUCUUCUUGUGCUGUUCUCAUUUUUAGAAAAGGAGCAACCUCACUCUAAAACAUGAUGAUCACAGAAUACGGCCUGCCAUCAGAUUCAGUACAAAGUCCAAUAGUGGUGACAGUCAUAAUUCUCUAGCCCAGACUCUGGCAAUCAUUUUCAUGAACAAGUUGUGUCAUAGUUUUCCAAGCAAUUUUUACAGAUGUUAGCAAAUUAUUCUCGUUUUUUUUAAUAGGCUAGGAAAUUGAGACUUGGGGAAGUUAAUGGCAUGCUAGAAAUCUCCAGGCUAGCUUCUGACACCACUGGGACUAAAUCUAAAUGUUCUGACUCUGAAGUUCAUGAUUCAGUCCGCUAGACACUCCAAUCCAGGGAGGAAAAAUGCUAACAAGUUCAUGAAGCAGGAUAUGAAGUUAGAACAAAAUGAAGCACAUGAGAUGACAAGAAGCUGAGAUAUCGUGACAUAUAACUAUGCUCAUAGCUUCAGCUAAAUCCUUGUACACUGAACUAAUGUCAUAAUCAGGCUUAUUUAGACAAUAUUUUGAACUACGCUAUAAAGGAUUAUAUCAGAAUUCAUAUUACACUGUGUUCACAUCAACACUUCCUGUGGUAUGUUUAUGUAUUUAUAUGUUAUAAAUACUUGAUUUAUACAUAUACAUAAACACAUACAUAAUGUGUUUGUGUGCCUAUGUAUAAAUUUAUAGGCAUACAAUGAUAGAGAUAAUUAUAAGUAGGGUGCAGUAUGAAUAAUUUGCUUAAAAUCUGCUAAAUAACCAAAACUUUUGACAUCAUUUGCCAUUAGUGUUUCCAUUCCCCAUGUGGAUAGGAAUACACUGCACUUCUCAAUUCUGUGCAGUACUAGAUGGGUGGAAGACCUAGUUAAGAUAUUGUGCUUCCCAAAACAACUGACUCAAAGCCAUCCCACCAUACUGAGUCCUUUCUCUGGCUCCUUGCAAAGGAAAAUGUGAACUGAAUUAGAUCUCCUUAUGUAAAGGUCCAGGAAGUGAAAAAUAGAUAUUUUUUUCUUUUUUUUUUUUUUUUGCACAUUUGUAUUAUGCUUAUCUUGUUCCACUAUGACUCCUUUAUACCUGUGUUUAGAGUUCAAGCAUUCCAGAGGACAGCAGGAAGGUUGAGAGCCCGGUGUCUCAAAGGCCAAUGGGGAUAAUUCUGAGACCCCACAGUGAGGUGAGCAACUCUGAGGAAUUCCCACACCCAAGUGGGAAUGCAAGCAACAACAAUGUACAAAGCUGUCCUUUUCAAAGAGCCAUGACAAAAGGAGCCCCUGGUCAGAAAUAGACCUUUUAUCUCUUUCCUUUUGCAAACUGGACUUUCUACGAUGCCAACAGCAUUAAAUUGUAUCUCUAAUUAGUUAAAUGACUGCAUAUACACACCACCAAUUCUCUCUCUCUCUCUUUUUUUCCUUCAAAUGGAGGACUUUUAUUUCCAAUAUUGAGCUUUGGUUUGGCCCUCUAUCACUGUUACACAAAAUUUCAUGAGAGGGAUGGCUGGUGAUCCAACUCCUUAGAUGGCUAAAUGAGCAUUUAAAGCAAUUUCUACACAAUGCAUCGUUGUGGAAUGCAGAGACACCAAGGUUGUGAUACCAAAUGUUAUUCUAAAGAGUUAGAGGUGGGCAGGAUUUGCAGUUAAAUGUGACAACAACAAUGAGCAUUUCCUUGUUGUUAAGGCAGGAAUGAAUCACUACUUCUUGAGUCAAAGGUUAUUCAAUAUCUUUAGGUUUUGAAUUUUGUCCCUUUCUCUUCCCUUUACAUUCAUGUAUCUAUCUAUCUAUCUAUCUAUCUAUUUAUUUAUUUAUUUAUUUAUUUAUUUCAUUUAUCACAAACACAAAGCAAAGCAAAAAAAAAAUUAUGUGUAUACAUGUUGCAGGCAAAACACUGUGAAUUUCACAACAGCAACCAAGCAACUAUUUUGCCAUCUUACCAUACAUCUCAGGAGAUGAAAUGGGAAAACAUGGGAUGUCAUUUUUUUAGUCUAUGCAUUCUAGGCCAGGUCCGUGUUUGUUUUAUUUCUUUGGUCUGUGCAUUCAUAAAAAUGAUCUUGAGUGAAGGUUGGCUGAACGUGGAACAUGCCAGAGCAAGCAUCAUAAAAGUUGCUAAUACUCAUGUGUUUGAACUGGAAAAUAAAAAAUGGAGAACAUAAAAUGAAAUGUAAAGGCCUACAUCUUGCAGCUUGUAUAUCUUACUAUUGCUUUAAAAAUGUAUAAAACUGCUGGAAAUGUUUUAAAUACAAGGUCUUUGAAUCAAAUGUGGAUUUCAAUAUGUCAUCUCUUGACAAAUGACCAAAUUAUGGUAAAAUAUUGCUCCCUGCCGUUGAUCAUUAUCUGUCACUUACAAAUCUGCCAAGAGAUGUGGACACUCUCUGCAUUUGCUUCUGUACAUGGAGAGAUGUUUGUAUAUAUCCAGGCCAUACACACACACGCACACACAUACACACACAGUUUAAUAUCUCUGAAGAUAUAUUGCCCCUUAAAUUGUGACCUGGUAUUUGGAACUCUUUCUUUGCUUUAUUUUCUUUUAAUGUGACGUCUCUGUGCUGAUACUUACUGGUUCCUGUUUUGCAAUCUGUUUUGAGGUCCAUUGCUUUACUAAGACCCACUGCAUCUUGGCUGAUUUCAAAGUGACACCAGAAUAUCAGUGUUUAAAAAUAAAAAAGUUUUGUUUGUAAAUCAUGUGACCAGCUUCUC
Pteronotus mesoamericanus is the source of this 9017-nucleotide messenger RNA. RefSeq names its product neurotrophic receptor tyrosine kinase 2 (gene NTRK2). The coding region runs from base 961 to 3477 and encodes 838 amino acids. The transcript has 21 exons. Gene Ontology annotation, cellular component: dendritic spine; axon; signaling receptor complex. NCBI's taxonomy places the organism in Eukaryota, Metazoa, Chordata, Mammalia, Chiroptera, Mormoopidae. The record is from RefSeq and is a predicted model, not a curated record. Gene Ontology annotation, molecular function: brain-derived neurotrophic factor receptor activity; axon guidance receptor activity; ATP binding. Gene Ontology annotation, biological process: positive regulation of kinase activity; cell surface receptor protein tyrosine kinase signaling pathway; cellular response to brain-derived neurotrophic factor stimulus.